UAUUAUUAUUCCGAUUCCCUUCACCCAUCCAUACCACAUACACACACACACUCUCUCUCUCUCUUUUCUCUUGCGCGUCUCUACAAUCGAUCUCAUCACACUCAAAACAAAAGCCUAGUGUCAAUCCUAUCCAACAGAGAGUCGCCAUUGAGAAUAGAACACACCUCUCCACCCGCCAUCUCCCCCAAAUCUUUCACCACCCAUAAACAUGUCGGUUGUCUCCCUACUCGGAGUCAAGGUGUUGAACAAUCCUGCACCCUUCACAUCUCCUUAUGAAUUUGAGAUCACUUUUGAGUGUCUGGAACAACUGCGUGAAGAUCUCGAGUGGAAACUUACUUAUGUUGGCUCUGCGACCUCGGCCGAGCACGACCAGGAACUCGAUUCCCUCCUUGUAGGCCCAAUUCCAAUUGGCGUCAACAAGUUUAUCUUCGAAGCCGACCCACCCAACCUUUCUCGCCUCCCCUCGUCAGAGAUCCUCGGUGUCACCGUCAUCCUCCUCACUUGUUCCUACGAUGGGCGCGAAUUUGUGCGUGUCGGCUACUAUGUCAACAACGAGUAUGACAACGAGGAGAUGAACAAUGAGCCUCCCACCAAACCCGUCAUCGAAAGAAUUCGACGCAAUGUCCUUGCGGAGAAACCAAGAGUGACCAGGUUUGCCAUUAAAUGGGAUUCUGAAGAAUCAGCUCCGGCCGAAUAUCCACCAGACCAGCCUGAAGCCGACACCUUGGAUGACGACGAGACAAACUAUGGCGCCGAAGAAGCUGACAUGCAAGCCGCUCUUGAACGAGAACUCGAAGAAACCGAAAAUGGUCUCCAAACAGCGCAACGAGGGGACAAAGAAAUCGCUGAGGUGGGAGAUGCCGCCACUAAACCCCAAAAGGAUGACGACGACGGCGAAGCCGACGCAAGUGGUGAUGAAAGUGAGGACCUUGAGGAAGAGUCUAGCGAGUCGGAGGACGACGAGGAAGACGAAGAGGGUGGCGACGCUGAAGACACUGAGAUGGCUGAUGUCGAUGACAAGGAGGAGAAACCCACGUCAACAUCGGAGCAGAGCAACGGCAACCAUCAGGAGGAUCAAAACGCUAAUGGCGUGCCCAAACAGCAAUUGACUGUGCAUUAAAUCAGACGGCCGACCCCUUGAGCAUCCAGUAUCCACGGGCGAGGCGUCUGGAGUUCUCCUUUCAAAAUGAUCGGGGGAAAUUGGGACCGAGUGUUUUGUGAAUUGGCUCAGGUUUCGGUCGAGACUUGGUAAUAGCGCUGUAUAGAGUAGACAUGAUUGAUGAUUGCCAUUGACUGGAACAGAAGAGAGUAGGGAAUUGAUUUCUCACGAUUACACAUGAAUACAAUAUUCAUCAGAACG
Messenger RNA from Exophiala mesophila, 1360 nucleotides. RefSeq lists its product as uncharacterized. Bases 209 to 1120 code for a protein of 303 amino acids. NCBI's taxonomy places the organism in Eukaryota, Fungi, Ascomycota, Eurotiomycetes, Chaetothyriales, Herpotrichiellaceae. Gene Ontology annotation, biological process: nucleosome assembly; nucleosome disassembly; DNA replication-dependent chromatin assembly. The record is from RefSeq and is a predicted model, not a curated record. Gene Ontology annotation, cellular component: nucleus. Gene Ontology annotation, molecular function: histone binding. The transcript has 3 exons.